ACAAUCCCAGCCUCUAUUACGUAUGCCUACGUCUGGGACGUCUCACAAAACAACUAGCUAGCUUCGGCAAACAUCGUCAUUGGUCGUUAACUGAGACUCGGUCAAGGAUGGAGGAAGAGGCAAGCAAGCUUCUCGAGGAAGGAAUAAUAAAGAAAUUGAUCAGUCCUGGUAAAGGAGAGCUAUCGACCUUUCCAAAUGGAACCAAGGUGGUCUUCCACUACCGCACCAGCCUGUGUGACGGCAUAUUGCUGGAUGACUCCAGAACCAUGGGGGGCCGCUCCAAACCCAUGGAGCUCAUCUUGGGCAAGAAGUUUAAACUAGCUGUGUGGGAGAGAGUGAUCAUCACCAUGAAACAAGGCGAAAUUGCAGAAUUUACCUGUGACAAAAGGCACACAGCUCUGUACCCGCUUGUGUCCCAGUCCCUGAGAAACAUCAGUGCUGGUAAGGACCCCCUGGAAGGCCAGAGACAUUGCUGUGGUAUUGCCCAGAUCCACUCCCACCACUCUGUGGGGCACAAAGACCUGGAUCAGCUUCAGGCCAGUCCACAGCCUCUUGUCUUCACCAUCGAGCUGCAGGAGGUUCUGCCUCCAGGAUCGUUCCAGCUUGAUGUGUGGGCUAUGACAGAUGAAGAGAAACUUGAGCUUGUGCCUCAGAUCCAUGAGGAGGGCAACAUGCUUUUCAAACAGGGCAAAAUCAAGGAAGCCACAGAGAAGUACUACAAUGGCAUUGCCUGCCUCAAAAAUCUACAGAUGAAGGAGCACCCUGGAGACGAAGUAUGGGUAAAGUUUGACCAUAUGAUCACACCACUGCUCCUCAACUUCUGCCAGUGCAAGCUGCUCCAGGGCCAGUACUACGAAGUCAUCGAACACUGCUCAGCUAUACUCUUCAAAUAUGAGGACAACAUGAAGGCCUUAUACAAGCGAGCUAAGGCCCACGCUGCAGUGUGGAAUGAGGUAGAAGCACGGGCAGACUUUAAUAGGUUGUUGGAGCUGGACCCCUCUCUGGGGCCGUCUGUUGCCAAGGAGCUGAAGGCCAUGGAGGAGAAGAUCCGGAUCAAAGAGAAGGAGGAAAAGGGUCGCUACAAAGACCUAUUCAAAUACAAUACAUCACCAGCCACUGCCACUACAGGUUGACUCACACAGUGGUUUGGAACAAAAGGAUGCCUGUGAAUUUCAAGAUGGAGGACAAACAGUGCUGGUGUUUUAGUAUUUGUUUUCCAUACACCCAAGCAAAUGACUCUGCCACCCUGCCCUCCCUCCCAUAGUACAUGCAGAAAUAUGAAAUAUUCCCACACACUGUCAGGUCAUAUGCACACACCCACACAAAGUCACACAUCUAUACCAAGGUGAGAUUUGCAUUCCUGCCUUAUUCCUCUAAGCUUUAGAAAACUUUACCUUUUUAGAGUCUAAAGGUUAAGUAAAGAAAUACAAAAUCCCAUUGAAACCUUAGGUAUGUACUGGCCAAAAGCAUAAUUAUUUCACCAUGGUUUAAGCAUUUUACGUUGUCUUGAUUUCCCUGAAAUAUGUGCAGAGCUGUUGAAUAAUCCUAAAAUGACUUGUAAUCGUAGCCCAACAAUUUCAAUGGAUUCCAGAUAGAAAUGCUGCCCCUCAAAACAUUAAGGAAUACUUUUUUUUUUUUUUUUUUUUUUUUUUUUUUAAAUUGCACAAGGGACAUCACAUGACAUCACAUGCACACCUGCCUUGCACUGCCAGACCCCCUCUUCUAUGUUGGUCACAGCGGAAGCCCUGGAAUAAGCAGGAGACCGUUACAUCCUGGUAGAUGCGAUUGGGAAACUGAGCUGUCUGUGACAAUCAUUUAUAACACACGUGGACUUGUGUUAUCUUUGCUUUCUCCUAUGUACUUACUUAUUUCAUAUAUGUAAGAAAUAUAUACCAUUAUAUUCUUUUGUCUAGAUGUACUCUGCAAAGCCCUUACUAUCUCCUUCACUUACUUAGAAAGAGCUACUCCUAACUCAUGUGAGGCAGCGGGUCGUCUGAGGUGAGAUGUAAUUGAGGUUGUGAUUAUGUAACUGAAAAUAAAUUAGUUUAUCCCAA
Perca flavescens (yellow perch) is the source of this 2054-nucleotide messenger RNA. It is a transcript of the gene aip, whose product is annotated as aryl hydrocarbon receptor interacting protein. The transcript has 7 exons. Gene Ontology annotation, molecular function: peptidyl-prolyl cis-trans isomerase activity; protein binding. NCBI's taxonomy places the organism in Eukaryota, Metazoa, Chordata, Actinopteri, Perciformes, Percidae. Bases 108 to 1133 code for a protein of 341 amino acids. The record is from RefSeq and is a predicted model, not a curated record.